AUGUCCAAUCUUAAAUUCCUCAACAACGUCCUCUUCUUCUCCAAACUCAAAUUCUCACCGCCGCCCGCCGUCAUCGCCGCCCACACCCCAACCUCUGACUGCUACUUCACCUCCAAUCCCAUUUCCUCCACUGCCGACGAUGAUGACGACGACUUCUUCUCCACCUCCUCCGACGCCGAUUCCAUCUCCGACGACCUUGCCGCCAUCCUUGCCUCCCGGCGCUUCUUCUUCUCCUCCCCCGGCCGCUCCAACUCCAUUUUCGAAUACUCCUCCGCCUCCCGCCGCCGACCCGACGACACCAUCGUUUCAGAAGGUCUAGAAGUCCCGAAAUACUCGAUGGACCCUUAUGCCGACUUCCGGCGGUCGAUGCAGGAGAUGGUGGAAGCUCGAGAAUUGGAGGAUGUGAGAAGCGAUUCAGAGUUUUUGCGAGAGCUUUUGUCUUGCUAUCUUCGGUUGAAUCCGAAGGAUACCCAUAAAUUCAUUGUUAAAGCUUUUUCCGAUCUUGUUCUUUGCUUGUUGGCUGCUCCGGCACCGGCUUUCAAAACCCGCCGGAAAGUUGUUAUGUCUCGGUAA
This is a messenger RNA of Benincasa hispida (wax gourd), 573 nucleotides long. RefSeq names its product transcription repressor OFP6-like. Lineage: Eukaryota; Viridiplantae; Streptophyta; Magnoliopsida; Cucurbitales; Cucurbitaceae. The record is from RefSeq and is a predicted model, not a curated record. Gene Ontology annotation, biological process: negative regulation of DNA-templated transcription.